AUGAGCACGGAAUCUGAAUUGCAGGCUAAAUACGAUGCCGCCGUCAAGCGCUAUGAAGCUGCUGCACAGGCCGAGACAGCUGCUAAGAAGGAAAGGGAUGAGAAAGAGGCUUGGGUACGGAAAACACAGAAGGGCACCAAACAAUAUUAUCUCGCUUGGGCAGAAAUAAACAAGGCAGAAAUAGCAUUUACUGAAAAGGUUGAACAAAGGUAUGCUGCUGAGUAUAAGAGAGAUUUGUGCUAUGCAGACUGGAUGAAAUACAGGCACGGGUCUGACUCCAAGGAAGCGCAAAUAGCUCAGCAUCGUGCAGAGUUGUCUCACACAAUGGAUUUGGUUCACAGUGGAAGCUCUCCAUAUUGGAUAAAAUGGGACAAGUUGUGUCGUAAAGCCGAGUGGGUGUGGAGUCAGCUCAAGGCAGAAGGUUAUGACAACGUCGCGGAGAAGCUCAGAAGCGCAAGAGAAGUGUUUUGUGAUCGUAUAAAAGAAGAAGCCAAUGGUAAAACCUUUCGCAAUACCCGAAAUGCAGCCUUAGUAGCGUUGAAGAAAUGGGAGCAAGGUGAUGAUCGUGCAGCCUGGGAUAAGGGAAAACCAGUGUACGACGCUGCGUUAGCCAAGUGGAAUGAGUUCAAACCCAAAGGUGAACAAUACGCGGAGGAGUUGGAGAAUGAAAUAUGUGAAUGUGCGAAAACAUCUUUAACAGUGUACGCUAUUGUAAGUCAUUGGGAGAGUAGUGCGUUGAAGAAUGACCUCGGUCAAAAAAGUCAAACGAUUGAUGAUUUAAAUGAUCAACUGGACCACAAGGAUGAUGACACCGCUGCAUUGAAGAAUGAACUGCACCAAAAGAGUCAAGAAAAUAAAGAGCAUCGCACAUGGAUAGGACCGUUGAUGCACACGAAUCAAACAUUGAACAAUUCGCUAUGUAAACAGGUUGAAAGAUCCGAUGCUUUCCAACAUCUCAUACUAGGGGAAGAGUCUCAAAAUUGGUUGGAAGGAAAGACGUCUUCGCAUGCAAAUUUGGUGAAUUGGAUCCAGAAAAAAAUUGCCAAAAUGGCAGCGUUGUAA
This is a messenger RNA of Trypanosoma theileri, 1062 nucleotides long. RefSeq lists its product as uncharacterized. Bases 1 to 1062 code for a protein of 353 amino acids. NCBI's taxonomy places the organism in Eukaryota, Euglenozoa, Kinetoplastea, Trypanosomatida, Trypanosomatidae. The record is from RefSeq and is a predicted model, not a curated record. The transcript has a single exon.